This is a messenger RNA of Solanum tuberosum (potato), 1407 nucleotides long. RefSeq lists its product as uncharacterized. Bases 453 to 1292 code for a protein of 279 amino acids. NCBI's taxonomy places the organism in Eukaryota, Viridiplantae, Streptophyta, Magnoliopsida, Solanales, Solanaceae. Gene Ontology annotation, biological process: shoot system development; root development. The record is from RefSeq and is a predicted model, not a curated record. The transcript has a single exon.
UUUUGAGAUUUAUCAACUACAAUUGUUUUGCUGGUUAGACAUAUUCCAGUUUCUUGUUUCCCACAUACUAAUCUUCAGCUUAUUUAGCAGAACAGCUGGCAGUUGUCAAGAUUGUUGUUGUCUCUAGGAGUUAUCAAGGGAUACCUAGCACACAAACAUCGCCUAAGUGGUAGCUUGAUAUAACUCUAUCAUCCAUGUGCUGGAAAAGAGUGUCUCAUUGCAUUAAGAUAGGCUUUUCUUGGCUUGAAGAGGCAGAAGAGCUGUCAAUUUUCUUUUUGGUAGGAGGAGGCAUGCCACAAACAUCGCCUAGAAUAACUAAGUUGCCUGUUAGAUCUAGAUCCAACUCAGGUCCCUAUUCUCUACUUAUAUAUAUAUGAAACAAAAGCCAGAAAAAAAAGUAGUACAACUUGAGAACAUAGAAUUGGACCUUUCAAUUCAACAAGAAAAAACAAAUGGCUCCUCCCUCACCUUUGAGAUCAAAAACCACCCUAAAGCAUGCUCGUUCUAGCAGCUUUCCCUCUACAUCUCACCCUAUUAUAUCUCAAUUCGAUGAGCAACUGUCUAGACUUACAUCUUCUUCAGAGGCUACUUCUUCCUCCCUUUCAUCCUUCACUUGUAGAUUUGGUGAUCUUGAAAACUUAUUGGAUUACACGGAAGAUUUGCUUCAACUACCACAUGUUCAACAAGCCAUUUCACUGAACAUUGAUGAAUUAUUAGAGGGGUACCUCAAGGUAUUAGACAUUUGUUCCACCAUCAAAGAUCUUUUGUCGAAUGAAAAACAAAACAGACAAGACCUUCUUUCAGCUCUUCGUAGAAGACGGAAUAUGGAUGACAUUUCUGGCUAUCUAACCUCUAGAAGAAAGUCCAAGAAGAUGAUCCAAAAAGUUGUUAAAAGUUUGAAGAGCAUGAUCAAGGAAAAUAACUUGGCAUCAAAAAAGCCUGAAACAUCGGCUAUUGUUGGAGAAUUGCAGGAUGUCCAGUUAGUCACUCUAGGACUAUUUAAGGGCUUCUUGUGCUAUGUCAAUGGAACAAGAUCUCAAUCAAGUAGUUGGUCCUUGUUGUCCAAGAUUAUGCUCUCAAAAGGUGAGGAAGUAGAAGCCAAUGAAUUUGACAAUGUUGAUGCUGCUUUGUGCUCACUUAUCAGUCACAACAAGACCAGCAAAUAUGAAGAAUUGACGAGUCAGUUGCGAGAGAUGGAGGUAACCAUUGAGGUUGUUGAAGAAGGGCUUGAAUGCUUUUUCAGGCGUUUAAUCAAAACCCGAGUGUCCCUCCUCAAUGUUUUGAAUCACUAGCAAGUCAAUAAUGGAUGUUGCCUAUCCAAAAGUUUUGUACUACAGUAACACAUGUACAUUUUUAUUAUAAUAUACAUCAAAAUGAAAUACAAGAUCAACUUCAUUUUUUUGCUGC